UUUAACUCUUACAGGCCUGUAUCAUGGCAUAUUUAUUAACAUUGGAGACAUCAUCACAGGUGUUGUUGUCCAUAGCAAUUAGCUUUUAACAGUCACCUCUACAAGUUAAAAAACAAAAGCAAAUGUUGGAUUGUUUACUGUCGGCAACAUCACUGGUAAUAUUUGCCUUCAUGUUAAUAAAUUUGCCCCUAUUUGUACCACUGAAACAAUGUAGCAAUAGUCGUCAGUUCCUCCAUUAAAGAUUCCAGCUGCAUAAUGCCUUGUGAAUGUCUGUGUUUCUUCUAUUCUUGGAUUUUAACAGGCUACAGUGGCAGAGACCAUGCAUUAAUACAGUAAGUAUGUGGGUAGGGGGUCAGAUUUAGACGAGUUAAUUUUUCCUAGCAGUAUUUUGGGUUCAAGAGGGAGAUUGGGAUAUUAGAGUUCAGUACUAUUUAGGCUACCCUAGGUCUAUGGCAAGUGUUCUCGUAGGCUUAUACGAUUCAUGUUUAGAGUCCAAGGGUGAAUUGUAAAAUGAGUGAUAAUACACACAUUCCAUAUGUAUAUAUAUAGCUGUCUUGUAGUACUGGUUGUGCAUGAGCCACUGGAAAGAUGAUACAUAAGAUGAAAAUGAAGUGGAAUUAUACAUCUGUCACUGCUCUGCUGCUUUUGGCCAUUUCAGUCCAACCAUGUACAGGGGUAGUGAUCUCUAAUCUAGAAGCAGAAAAAAACCCUACGUUUUGGAAUGACCAGGCAAAGGAGACUUUGAAAAAUGCUCUAAAUCUGAGCCCCAUCACACACCGAGCCAAGAAUCUCAUCAUGUUCCUGGGAGAUGGGAUGGGAGUUACGACAAUAACUGCAGCUCGCAUAUAUCAGGGACAGGUGGAAGGACAACCCGGAGAAGAGAAUAUUAUGGCUAUGGAAACAUUUCCUUAUGUGGCCCUUUCUAAGGUAUACAAUGUAGAUGCACAGGUCCCAGACAGUGCCGGCACUGGAACAGCAUAUUUAUGUGGUGUUAAGUCCAACUCUGGAACACUUGGUGUAAGUGCCGCUGCAACGUACGGAAACUGUGUUUCAUCUAACGGCAAUGAGGUGACAUCUAUACUACACAGAGCCAAACAAGCAGGUAAAUCUGUAGGUAUCGUGACCACUACUCGUGUGCAACAUGCCUCUCCAGGUGCAGCUUAUGCUCACAGUGCCAACCGUAACUGGUAUUCUGAUAAUGAAAUGACUCAAGAUAUGAUCAAUAAAGGUUGCAAGGACAUCGCCUAUCAACUUGUGCACAACACAGAUAUUGACGUAAUACUAGGAGGUGGAAGAGCCUACAUGUACCCAGCAGGAACACCCGACCCUGAAUAUAUUAAUAGCACUUCAAGUAGAGGUCUCCGCAAAGAUGGCCUCAAUCUGACUGAUUUAUGGCUGAGCAAGAGAAAGAAUGCCAAAUAUGUGUGGAAUAAAGCAGAAUUUGAUGCUGUGAAUGUAGAUACCACAGAUUACCUUAUGGGUCUAUUUGAGCCAAAGGACAUGAAAUAUGAACUGAACCGUGAUAAAUCCCUGGACCCAUCACUUGCUGAGAUGACUGAAAAAGCCAUAAAGAUCCUCAGCAAGAAUCCCAAUGGCUUCUUCCUCUUUGUAGAAGAUAUUGGAAGAAUUGACCACGGGCACCAUGAUGGAAAUGCAAAGCAGUCGUUGACUGAGGCACUUGAGUUUGACAAGGCUGUUCUCAGAGGUGGGCAGCUGACCAAAGAAAACGAAACGCUCACUGUGGUAACGGCAGACCACUCACACGUUUUCACCUUUGGGGGCUACACAGACCGAGGCAACAACAUUUUUGGUCUGGCCCCCAGCCGAGGUUCUGAUUUCAAGCCAUACACUUCACUGCUGUAUGGAAAUGGACCUGGCUAUCCUCUCCCCGAUGCGGAACGGGCCAAUAUCACAGGUGUUGACACAGGAAGUGACUCUUACCUGCAGCAAGCUGCUGUCCCUGUUGUAUCAGAAACGCAUGGUGGCGAGGAUGUGGCUAUCAUGGCAAAAGGCCCCCAAGCUCACCUCUUCCAUGGUUUCCAUGAGCAGAGCUACAUUGCCCAUGUCAUGGCUUAUGCUGCUUGUUUAGAGCCCUACACUGAAUGCCCUGAAACAUCUGGUUCUUCGAUCUACCCAGCUACCAUACUGCCACUGCUUACUGCUUGGCUUGUGUAUAUGACCCAGUGGUGAUUUCUGUUAGAAUAGGGAACUGAUAAAUGCACUAAUCGCCUAAAACAAAACAUUUCAUGACUGUACUGCUUCCAUACUCUCUUUUUUUCUGUAAGUGAAAUUGCUUAUGUCUUAAAUGUACUGAGCAGUGUUUAAUGGCAAUUUAUUUCUAUGUGUUUCCAAUAAAAAACUGAUAAAACAUAGAAUUGUUCUGAUGCAGAGGAAAUCCAGAAUAUGGUUAAGUUACAAAAAUGAAUGUUAGACAAAGUCUUGAUUUCUCCACCUAAAUGUUCUAAAUAAAAUAUAAAACCUUUCUGAAAAA
This is a messenger RNA of Xenopus laevis (African clawed frog), 2491 nucleotides long. It is a transcript of the gene alpi.2.L, whose product is annotated as alkaline phosphatase, intestinal, gene 2 L homeolog. Gene Ontology annotation, molecular function: alkaline phosphatase activity; phosphatase activity. The transcript is spliced from 11 exons. Lineage: Eukaryota; Metazoa; Chordata; Amphibia; Anura; Pipidae. Gene Ontology annotation, cellular component: plasma membrane. The record is from RefSeq and is a predicted model, not a curated record. The coding region runs from base 589 to 2190 and encodes 533 amino acids.